Molecule: messenger RNA, 852 nt
Organism: Dreissena polymorpha
Lineage: Eukaryota; Metazoa; Mollusca; Bivalvia; Myida; Dreissenidae
Product: protein qui-1-like
Exons: 8
Coding region: 1-852 (283 amino acids)
Source: RefSeq, a predicted model, not a curated record
AUGAGAGCAGACGAAAUAGAGAAUAUUUUGACCGGCCAGUUGGAUAAAAUUCCGAGUUUCCCACCAACGUCCGUCAAGCUUUUCGUCUGCGCAAAUGAGAAAGAAUUUGACCUAGAGCGGAAAUACCUUUGGCACGAAAUAUUGCCGGAUCUACAACAGCACUGUCUUCAAUAUGGAAUCGAUAUCCAGUUAGUGGACUGGUUGCUAGUCAAUCAAAUUGAAUCUACUUCCUGUGCCAAAGAACUCGAUGAACGGUUGCUGGAUAUUGAAGAUUGCCACAAAAAUUCAAUUGGACCGUUCUUCUUGGCCUUCAUUGGGGAUGAGCAUGGCCGAGUGCUUUUACCAAAAAGUUUCAAGCAAGAGGACUUUGACAAUCUGAAGCGUGUUUUAGCGAAGCAGAGUCUACAGUUGCAGCAGCUGACCUCCCUAUAUGAGCUAGACGAGAAUGCAGUGCCGCCGCAGUAUGUCAUCAAACGAGUGGGCAACAAUUGGAAAAGUCUGGCGGAUAACUUUAUGGUUGUGCUACAAUCAAUUCUCGUGCAGGACAAAUACAUUAACGGUUUUGACGGCUUGUUUCUAUCGGGUUUCGAAACUGAGGUCAAGACGGCGUUGAGUCUCGACCCAUGCAAGUGCGUGUUCGUCAUCAGACACCAUAAGGAACAUGUCAAAGGCCCAACAGUGCACGACCACCACAAUUAUCAACUGUCAUCUAACGACAUGCACAAUGGCACCUCUCCCAUUGGUCGUUUAAAAGAUUGUGCAUCAUCAAAGGACCGGAAGGCUGUGGUAAAAGUACAAUUCUUGCUCGAGCUUGCCAUCGUGCACGAGAACUCUUUGGUGCCGAUGCAAUAA